UUUCCUGUCUCAGGCACGAAGCAAGAUGGCGGGCCAGAUCUCAAAGAAGAGGAAGUUUGUGUCGGAUGGCAUCUUCAAAGCGGAGCUGAACGAGUUCUUGACCCGGGAGCUGGCCGAGGACGGCUACUCUGGGGUGGAGGUCCGAGUGACGCCCACCAGGACCGAGAUCAUCAUCCUGGCCACCAGGACCCAGAAUGUCCUUGGCGAGAAAGGACGGCGCAUCCGUGAACUGACCGCGGUGGUCCAGAAGAGGUUUGGCUUCCCGGAAGGCAGUGUCGAGCUGUAUGCUGAGAAGGUGGCCACCAGGGGCCUGUGUGCUAUCGCCCAGGCUGAGUCUCUGCGCUACAAGUUGCUGGGUGGUCUAGCUGUGCGUAGGGCUUGCUAUGGUGUUCUCCGCUUUAUCAUGGAGAGCGGGGCCAAAGGCUGUGAAGUGGUGGUUUCUGGGAAACUCAGGGGCCAGAGAGCCAAGUCCAUGAAAUUUGUUGACGGCCUGAUGAUCCACAGUGGAGACCCCGUCAACUACUAUGUUGACACGGCUGUCCGACAUGUCCUGCUCAGACAAGGUGUGCUGGGAAUCAAGGUGAAGAUCAUGCUGCCGUGGGACCCCAGUGGCAAGAUUGGACCCAAGAAGCCCCUCCCUGACCACGUGAGCAUUGUAGAGCCUAAGGAUGAGGUUCUCCCCACUACCCCUGUGUCUGAGCAGAAGGGAGCCAAGCCUGAGGUCCCAGUGAUGCCCCAGGGGGCCCCCGUGCCAACCGCGUAAGGGUAUGUGCUGUCAGUUCAAGAUGGAAACCCUGGAUUUUCUGUACAAUAAACAUUGUAAAACCCAAA
Molecule: messenger RNA, 831 nt
Organism: Scleropages formosus (Asian bonytongue)
Lineage: Eukaryota; Metazoa; Chordata; Actinopteri; Osteoglossiformes; Osteoglossidae
Gene: rps3
Product: ribosomal protein S3
Exons: 7
Coding region: 26-763 (245 amino acids)
Biological process (GO): translation; positive regulation of apoptotic signaling pathway
Cellular component (GO): nucleus; cytosolic small ribosomal subunit
Molecular function (GO): RNA binding; structural constituent of ribosome
Source: RefSeq, a predicted model, not a curated record